CCGAGUCCAAGUCCGAAACUGAGUCCGUAGCCAAGUGGAGAGUCUAGAGCCAACGAGUUAUCCGUGCAGUCAGCGACACUAGCAGUCGUUUGUGAGCGUUCGCAGCGCAAGGUACUCUUUAAGUUUCCUGGCGCAUUCGAACCAUAACUGUGACUGAACAGCACAAGCCAAAGCAAAAGUUAAAGCCAAGUCAACAGACCGAAGCAAAGACACAGUCAAUGUGCAAACGAAACCAACCAAAUAAUUAACCAAAAAAACAAAAAAAAAAAAAGAAAACGAAAGAAAACAAACAAAAAAUCAAGUUGAAUAAGAAACGUUGCAAGGCGAGCUAAAGCGAGAGAAAACAAUUGGACAAAGCGCGACAAGCCAAAAAGUGCUAAAAAUGUGCGCCUCGCUGCGUCGUAAUUUGUUGCUGCAGAGCCUUUGGGCCGCCGUUGUGCUUCUUGGCAAUGUGCAGGCCGCCUCGCCGCGCUGGGAGCCACAGAUAGCGGUGCUUUGUGAAGCCGGACAAAUCUAUCAGCCGCAAUAUCUAUCCGAGGAGGGACGUUGGGUAACGGACCUCAGCAAGAAGACAACGGGCGCCACAUGUUUGCGUGAUAAAAUGGAUUUACUUGAUUACUGCAAGAAGGCUUAUCCCAAUCGAGAUAUUACCAAUAUUGUGGAGUCGUCACACUAUCAGAAGAUUGGGGGCUGGUGUCGCCAGGGUGCACUGAAUGCGGCCAAGUGCAAGGGAGCCCAUCGCUGGAUCAAGCCAUUCCGUUGCCUGGAAGGACCAUUCCAAUCGGACGCGCUGUUGGUGCCGGAGGGUUGCCUCUUUGACCACAUCCACAAUGCGUCUCGCUGCUGGCCAUUCGUGAGGUGGAAUCAAACUGGAGCAGCUGCCUGCCAGGAGCGGGGUAUGCAGAUGCGAAGCUUUGCCAUGUUGUUGCCCUGCGGCAUUUCGCUCUUCUCGGGCGUCGAGUUCGUCUGCUGCCCCAAGCACUUUAAAACCGAUGAGAUACGCGUGAAGAAGACCGAUUUACCUGUGAUGCCGCCAGCGCAGUUGAACAAUAACAACAACAACAACAACAAUAACAACAUCAACAGUAACAGCAACAACAACAACAACAAUGCAAAUGCCAAUGCCAAUGUCAAUGCCAAUGUCAACGAUGAGCUCAGUGUGAAUGAGGACGAGGACAGCAACGACUCCAACUACUCGAAGGACGCCAACGAUGAUGAGCUGGACGAUGAGGAUGAUCUGAUGGGCGAUGACGAGGAGGAUGAAAUGGUUGCCGAUGAGGCAGCAACAGUUGGCGGCACUGGAGCAGCCAGCGAUGCCAACAGUGGUGCCCUCGAUGACAUCAAUGCGGAGUACGACAGCGGCGAGGAUGGCGACAAUUACGAGGAGGAUGGCGCCGGAUCGGACAGCGAAGUUGCCGGCAUUGCCGAUGCCUGGGAUCAAAAUGGCAGCUCUAGCGGUGCCAAGCCGCCAUUGCCAGCACUCAAAGCUCCGUCCAUGUCCAUGUCCAUGUCCAUGUCAUCAUCCUCAUUCUCGUCUUCGUCGCCAGCAAGCCUUACAGCUGCUGAACAGGCGGGCAACAAGCCACAACAAGGUGCACUGAAACCGGAACUUGCCACAACAACUCCACAAUUAUCGGCUGCUGCUGCCGCUGCUGCCGCUGCUGCUGCUGCCUCAUCGGCUGCUGCUGCGGCUGCCAUUGCUGGCGUCGCAGUGGGCGCACCACCAUCGACGGCACAGCCCACCUCGGAUCCGUAUUUCACCCACUUUGAUCCCCACUACGAGCAUCAGAGCUACAAAGAAGCCCAACAGCGCCUUGAGGAAUCGCAUCGCGAGAAGGUCACACGGGUCAUGAAGGACUGGUCCGAUCUUGAGGAGAAAUAUCAGGAUAUGCGUCUCGCCGAUCCAAAGGCAGCACAGAGUUUCAAGCAGCGCAUGACGGCACGCUUCCAGACUUCUGUUCAGGCACUCGAGGAAGAAGGCAACGCCGAGAAGCAUCAACUGGCGGCGAUGCACCAACAACGUGUCCUGGCCCAUAUCAAUCAGCGCAAGCGCGAAGCCAUGACCUGCUACACUCAGGCCCUCACGGAGCAGCCGCCAAAUGCCCAUCAUGUCGAGAAGUGUCUGCAGAAGCUGUUGCGUGCCCUUCACAAGGAUCGUGCUCAUGCCCUCGCCCAUUAUCGCCAUCUGUUGAACUCCGGCGGACCAGGUGGCCUCGAGGCGGCUGCUUCUGAGCGACCAAGGACUCUGGAGCGAUUGAUUGAUAUCGAUCGUGCGGUUAAUCAGUCGAUGACCAUGCUCAAGCGUUAUCCAGAGUUGUCGGCCAAGAUUGCUCAGCUGAUGAACGAUUACAUUUUGGCGUUGCGCAGCAAGGAUGACAUUCCCGGCUCAUCCCUUGGCAUGAGCGAGGAGGCGGAGGCUGGCAUACUGGACAAGUAUCGCAUCGAGAUUGAGCGCAAGGUGGCCGAAAAGGAGCGUCUGCGUCUCGCCGAAAAGCAGCGCAAGGAGCAACGUGCUGCCGAGCGUGAGAAGCUGCGCGAGGAGAAGCUGCGCAUGGAGGCAAAAAAGGUCGAUGACAUGCUCAAGUCGCAGGCGGCUGAGCAGCAAUCCCAGCAACAGUCGCAGCAGCAAUCCCAGCAACAGCAACAACAACAACAACAACAGCAGCAACAACUGCAGGACAAGAGCAUCAAUAGCAAGGAGCUGAGCAUGGAGGGAGGCGGCGGUCUGGUAACCGCAUCCAAUCUCAACCUCGACACCACAAAGAGCGAGAAGGAGCUGGCCGAUGCCGAGUAUGCUGAGGCCACGGUCAGCACCAAGGUGCAGACCGUAUUGCCAACGGUAGAUGACGAUGCCGUACAGCGGGCGGUUGAGGAUGUGGCUGCCGCAGUGGCCCAUCAGGAGGCUGAGCCGCAGGUGCAGCACUUCAUGACCCACGAUCUGGGACAUCGUGAAUCGAGCUUCUCGCUGCGACGCGAAUUCUCGCAUGCGCACGCGGCUAAGGAGGGGCGCAAUGUCUAUUUCACGCUCUCCUUUGCCGGCAUCGCCCUAAUGGCGGCCGUUUUUGUGGGCGUGGCCGUUGCCAAGUGGCGAACAUCACGUUCGCCGCACGCGCAGGGCUUUAUUGAGGUGGAUCAGAAUGUGACCACACAUCAUCCCAUCGUGCAGGAGGAGAAAAUUGUACCCAAUAUGCAAAUCAAUGGGUACGAGAAUCCAACCUACAAAUAUUUCGAAGUGAAAGAGUAAAAAACUAGAGAAACAGAAAAAUUAAUAAAUAAUACAUAAAAGUUAAAUCAACAAAAUGCAUGCACCUAAGAAAAAAGCAAGAAGAUGAAGAAAAGCAAAGAGCAUGGCACAUCAAUAAUACAACUUAAAAAAAUUUAAAACAAAAAAAGACAGAUUAAGAAAUACAAAAAGUAAAUGAAAUUAACAUAAAACAAAAUAAGAACAAACUUUUUUUUUCGUCUAAAGGAGCUCAGUUCCGCAACGUACGUGAAAUGUAAUGCAUCUACAUAUAUAAUAAAUUUAAAUGAAAGGCAAGAAUAUAAAACAAGCAAUUAAAUUUAAGUAUUUAAAUGUUUAACAAAAAAUGCAGUAAGCCAACAAACAUCUCUCUAGCUCUCUCCCUUUCUCACACUCUGAACGUAAGAAAAAAUGCUUCAAAUGAAAUUGUAAACAGAAAAUGCGCGAGGAUCUUGAAAUCGUGCAACAAACACA
Drosophila innubila is the source of this 3715-nucleotide messenger RNA. RefSeq names its product amyloid-beta-like protein (gene Appl). The coding region runs from base 383 to 3244 and encodes 953 amino acids. NCBI's taxonomy places the organism in Eukaryota, Metazoa, Arthropoda, Insecta, Diptera, Drosophilidae. Gene Ontology annotation, biological process: axonogenesis; central nervous system development. Gene Ontology annotation, molecular function: heparin binding; transition metal ion binding. The transcript is spliced from 12 exons. Gene Ontology annotation, cellular component: membrane; neuron projection; neuronal cell body. The record is from RefSeq and is a predicted model, not a curated record.